Messenger RNA from Staurois parvus, 1945 nucleotides. NCBI's taxonomy places the organism in Eukaryota, Metazoa, Chordata, Amphibia, Anura, Ranidae. The record is from the annotation of a GenBank genome assembly.
AUGAAGCUAUUAAGCAUUCUGUUGCUGGUUAUUGCCAGUACUUUUGCUGAUGAUGAUGACAAGAGGGAAGAGGUUGGAACCGUAAUUGGCAUUGAUUUGGGAAACAACUUAUUCAUGUGUUGGUGUAUUCAAGAAUGGACGUGUCGAGAUUAUUGCCAAUGAUCAGGGUAACCGAAUCACUCCUUCCUAUGUAGCUUUUACUCCAGAAGGGGAACGUUUGAUUGGAGAUGCUGCUAAGAAUCAGCUGACUUCCAAUCCUGAAAAUACAGUGUUUGAUGCCAAGCGUCUGAUUGGUCGCACUUGGAAUGACCCAUCUGUUCAACAGGAUGUCAAGUAUCUGCCUUUUAAGGUUGUUGAAAAGAAAACCAAACCUUACAUUGAAGUCGAUGUUGGUGACCAGAGAAAAACCUUUGCUCCAGAAGAAAUUUCUGCUAUGGUUCUCACUAAGAUGAAGGAGACUGCCGAGGCUUACCUAGGCAAAAAGGUUACACAUGCUGUUGUCACUGUACCUGCCUACUUUAAUGAUGCCCAGCGUCAAGCCACAAAGGAUGCCGGAACUAUUGCAGGGCUUAAUGUGAUGAGAAUUAUCAAUGAACCAACUGCAGCUGCUAUUGCUUAUGGCUUAGACAAGAAGGAAGGUGAGAAGAACAUUCUUGUCUUUGAUCUGGGUGGUGGUACCUUUGAUGUGUCCUUGCUUACAAUAGACAACGGAGUCUUUGAAGUGGUGGCUACCAAUGGGGACACCCAUCUGGGAGGAGAAGACUUUGACCAGCGUGUCAUGGAACACUUUAUCAAACUCUACAAAAAGAAAACUGGCAAGGAUGUGCGCAGAGACAACAGAGCGGUCCAAAAGCUGCGUCGUGAAGUAGAAAAAGCCAAGAGAGCCUUGUCAUCUCAACAUCAAGUUAAGAUUGAGAUUGAAUCCUUCUUUGAAGGAGAAGACUUCUCUGAAACUCUUACCCGUGCCAAGUUUGAGGAGCUUAACAUGGACCUCUUUCGUUCUACCUUGAAACCAGUACAGAAAGUGCUUGAAGAUGCUGAUUUGAAGAAAUCUGACAUAGAUGAAAUUGUGUUGGUGGGAGGUUCUACACGUAUUCCUAAAAUUCAGCAGCUAGUUAAAGAAUUCUUCAAUGGCAAAGAACCAUCUCGUGGCAUUAAUCCUGAUGAGGCUGUGGCUUAUGGUGCUGCUGUUCAGGCUGGUGUACUUUCUGGAGACCAGGGUGAUUUGGUUCUUCUUGAUGUGUGCCCUCUGACUCUCGGUAUUGAAACUGUUGGUGGUGUCAUGACUAAGCUCAUCCCUAGGAACACUGUUGUGCCUACAAAAAAGUCACAGAUUUUCUCCACCGCCUCUGAUAACCAACCUACUGUCACUAUCAAGGUUUAUGAAGGUGAGCGUCCACUGACCAAGGAUAACCAUCUGCUGGGCACUUUUGACCUUACUGGUAUCCCUCCUGCUCCCCGUGGUGUUCCUCAAAUCGAAGUUACAUUUGAGAUAGAUGUUAAUGGUAUCUUACGGGUUACAGCAGAGGACAAAGGUACUGGCAACAAAAAUAAGAUAACCAUUACCAAUGAUCAGAAUAGACUAACACCAGAAGAAAUUGAAAGAAUGGUGACUGAUGCAGAGAAGUUUGCGGAAGAUGACAAGAAAUUGAAAGAACGGAUUGAUGCACGGAAUGAGCUUGAAAGUUACACUUAUUCACUGAAAAAUCAAAUAGGGGACAAAGAGAAACUUGGUGGAAAGUUGUCAUCUGAAGACAAGGAAACCAUUGAGAAGGCAGUAGAAGAGAAGAUUGAAUGGUUGGAGAGCCAUCAAGAAGCAGACAUAGAAGAUUUCAAGGCUAAAAAGAAGGAGUUGGAGGAUAUUGUUCAACCAAUUGUUGGUAAAUUAUAUGGGGCAGGUGGACCUCCUCCUGAAGGGGAUGACCAUGAGAAGGAUGAGUUAUAG